CUGUUUUCCCGCCUUGUUCGUGUGCUCGGAUGCAUGCUUCACAAUCUUGAGAAUCACCUAAGAAGUAAAAGACUAGCCGUGAUUUAUCAGCACAAGGUCGUCAGAAAAUAAUGGGAAGAAGUAACCCAAAGAGCAAAGAUAAAUCCAUGUCGAAGAAGGAGGAUAAAGACCCGAUGGCUGAGGGCAGCGCAGCUGACGAGGAGGAAGAGGAAGCUUACCAGGUGGAGAAGGUCCUCAACAGGAGGGUUAAAGGAGGCAAAGUAGAGUACCUCCUCAAAUGGAAAGGCUACCCAGAUGACCAGAACACAUGGGAACCCGAGGAGAAUCUUGAUUGUCCAGAGCUCAUCCAGGUAUACCUUGACUCGGUCAAAUUACCUCAGCAAGCGAAUAAACGCAAACUCAACGGUGGUGAAGGAGUUCCUAAAAUGGCAAAGAUGACGGCGGGCCAGACGCUAGAAUGCACACCAAGCGCAAGCUCGACAGAGCCCGAGGGCUUUGACAGAAAACUGGAACCAGAGAAAAUCCUUGGAGCUACGGAAAAAGAUUCUGAACUUAUAUUCCUAAUGAAAUGGAAAGGCAGUGACCGCGCCGACUUGGUCCGAGCGAAAGAAGCCAAUGUGAAGUGUCCCCAGGUCGUCAUCGCAUUCUACGAAGAGAGAUUGACGUGGCACACGGAGUCUAAAGAAGAAGACAUGAGGGACGCUAUAACAGCCAAAGAGAAAGAGAAAGAGACCAAAGCGUAGUGAGUUUUCUAACACAAAAAUAAAAACUCAAUUUUACAUUGGGAAUAAAAAAGUGGACAAGAAAAGGAUUUCUCGAUGGAUGAACUGGCCAGAUUGUAUAUUUUUGCUUUCUUUUUAUGAGAUUUCAUUCAAGAGUUGCAAAAAAAGGAGUUAUUUGGAAGAAGACGCAAUCUGCACACUCAAACUCGCAACUGGACGACAUUUUGUUUCUCGCUUGAAAAAACAACGUUAAAGCAGUAUUCUGGUGCUGGCAAACUCCCUUUCAUCCAACCAACACGCCAUGUUGCCAAAUAUAUACGUGUAUGUACAAAAAGAUUUGACUAACUCCUCGUUAAUGUGAGUUUCAAUUCAAUCAAUUUUAAGUCCGGAGGCUUCUAGCGAAAGAAGAAUUAAAUUAUGAUGAGCCGGUGAAAACAUUGAUGUUUAAAAGAAAUAUAACUAAACGCACAGUUCGUCGACACACUCCGAUUGGACGCUCGCUGACUUGAUGUGUUGAAUUGUUCCUGUUUGUAUUUUUAAUGAAGAAUGAUUGUCCCAUUGCUUUUUAACUUGUCAAGUAGUGGUUUUUGUUUGUGUUUGUUUUCUUUUUGUUUUCUUUUUUUUUCUUCUCCCUGCCCCGCCCCCGUUUUAAAUGCACUAGAAUAGUAUACUUGUAGAAAUGUUUAAAACAAAAUUCCCCACUUAAUCGUGUACAGUCUAGUCAACUGUACAGAUAAGUCUUGUAAAUACUGUAAAUAGAAAAAACGUAAGACCAUAAAUCAGGAAGUCCCUCCGAACCCAUUUAUCCAAAUUUUAAAAGAGCUGUUAAAAAAAUGUGCCAAUGAAAAAUAUUACUAAGCAGAUUUAUCUGACCAGCAAGAAUGCUAUCUGUUAGACACCGGUUUUGAUUGGUUUUGUUCAGGCCUUGUAUGUCAUCUUUGAGGGGGCAAGGCCAUUUUACGUUUGCCAAGGGCACUUGCAUUGGCAAAUCUUAAAAUUUUGCAUGACACUUUGAAGUAGCACCAAGGCAACAGCCCCCCGUGUAAUUCCAGGCCUGUUGGUUCCCUGCUUGUUUUUGCUUAGCACACCUCAAGUGCUUAGCAAUUUUUGUGUGGUUAAUAAAUAAUAGUUCUAUGAAAUUGGUUUUGCGAGACGGCAUACUUUUCUGCAAACUUGCAUUUGGGGACUUUUGUGGGCGCUAGAUGGCAGCAAAAUUACCAGGUUUAUUGAGUGUUCUUGGAAGUAUGUGCAGAAUUAAGAAGUACGCAAACAAUGUCAAUUUACCGUAAAAUUUCUGCCAUAUCGAACACAUUGCUGUAAUAGUUGAACACAAUGCUGUAUUAGUUAAUUUCUUUAACCCCCCUUUCUGGACCAAGGAGUGUGUAUUUCAAUUAACAAGAUUUUAAAAAUUUGCUUACAAAAUAAAAUAAAUAAACCUUGUUGAAGAAUUGUACAGUAAUUUAAUUUGCAUGUCCUUUAUUGUUUUUGCUACCUGUGGGGUUUUCUUUCACUUUUAUCGCUCAGAAACAUCCGAGUGCAGUAAAACAAAAAGAAGGUGGACAGAAGACUAAUGUGAAGAAUGUGUCGAGUGGUACCAAUCUUAGAGCUUGUUAAACAAGUAAACAAAUGAACACCUUGAGACGCCAAAUUUGGUGACCCGCCGAACAUGCAUGUGAGGUUUUACAGCUUUUGACCUGGUCCACCUAUACUCGCUUUACAAACAAUGUCAUUGCUCUAUAAAGUAGGCUGCAGCUACAAGUUGCCGUUGAACCAAUAUAUCAUCAUUGGAAGAGCAUAAUGAUCGGAAAGCAAUUUGCAAUAGAGUGCCAAAUAUAGUGCGCCCUCUGGAGUAAAGGCCAAGAGAUGCUAUUUUCAGGGCAUCCUGGGAAGUGGUUGACAUGUCGCGCCAGCCACAUGACACUUAGUGGUUUACAAAGUUUGAGGCACAUUUUAUUUGUAAGAGAGACAAAAAGAAAAAUUGAUCAUCGCGUGAUUCGUGUGUAUGGCAAAAUGAGCCUCGCAUGACACGCAUGUAUGGCAAAACAGCAAGAUGUGUUGUCGUUGGUCAAUGUGACGCCUACUGUAUAUGGCAAAAUAUUUUGCCAUUCACAUGUAAAUAAGUGGCAUAUGCGCGUCCAUAAAAUAGAUCUCUCAACGAAACCGCUCCCACAAUGACAAACACGGCGUUCUCCGGGUUCUAUUUCUAUGGUUUGAGCAUGCGUACUGACAGUAUUACGAUCUUGCGUGCUGAUGCCGUGAGAGCUUGUUGG
This is a messenger RNA of Asterias rubens (European starfish), 2992 nucleotides long. Its product is annotated as chromobox protein homolog 1-like. The record is from RefSeq and is a predicted model, not a curated record. Gene Ontology annotation, biological process: negative regulation of transcription by RNA polymerase II; chromatin organization. The transcript is spliced from 5 exons. The coding region runs from base 111 to 743 and encodes 210 amino acids. Gene Ontology annotation, molecular function: chromatin binding. Gene Ontology annotation, cellular component: nucleus; pericentric heterochromatin. Lineage: Eukaryota; Metazoa; Echinodermata; Asteroidea; Forcipulatida; Asteriidae.